AUGCAGUCCAUUGGAGCCCAGCAGGACCAAUACGGACAGGUAGCAGGAAGCCACUAUAAACCACUACAGACCAGUACUAACUGACACCAUAAACCAGUGUAAUCCAGAAGGGACAGUUUGGGGAAACCAUUACAGAGUAAACCAGUACAGGGAGGUUUUGUCUCACUCAUGUCUGUGAAUUGUUUGUUGUUGUAGUACACAGUGAACUGUAACCAGAUCAACAGCCUGCCUACUCUCACCUUCACCAUCAAUGGAGUCAACUUCCCCCUGCCACCAUCUGCAUACAUCCAGCAGGUGAGUGUGUGUGUGUGUGUGUUUGUGUGUGUGUGUGUGUGUGUGUUACCCUCUAAGACUGACGUUAGGAUAAUGAAGGCCAUUUUAGAUGGCUCAAGCUGGUCCAUAAGCCUUGUGUGUGUGCCUCAGCCAUGUGUCAGAAGUGCAUGUAAAUGUGUUUGUGGUGUGUGCAUGCAUGCGCGUUUGUCUGCGUGUGUGUGUGUAUUGCACUCAACAUGCGUGUUCUCCUCUCUCCAGAGCAACCAGGUCUGCUCCGUGGGGAUCACCCCCACCUACCUGCCAUCCCAGAACGGACAGCCCCUGUGGAUUUUGGGAGAUGUAUUCCUCAUGGAGUACUACUCCGUCUACGACCGCACAAGCAACCAAGUGGGCUUUGAGACCGCAGUCUAA
This is a messenger RNA of Coregonus sp. 'balchen', 684 nucleotides long. The record is from the annotation of a GenBank genome assembly. Lineage: Eukaryota; Metazoa; Chordata; Actinopteri; Salmoniformes; Salmonidae.